Messenger RNA from Theileria annulata, 939 nucleotides. Its product is annotated as phosphatidylinositol/phosphatidylcholine transfer protein, putative. The coding region runs from base 1 to 939 and encodes 312 amino acids. The transcript has 6 exons. The record is from RefSeq and is a predicted model, not a curated record. NCBI's taxonomy places the organism in Eukaryota, Apicomplexa, Aconoidasida, Piroplasmida, Theileriidae.
AUGGUCAGUUUCAGCCUUAGAAACUCCAAAAACAAAAACGCAGCUACACAACUGACACCUAAUGAGCUGAUUGGGUUUGUAUAUGCCCUGGAAAGUGAUCAGAAGAUCAUGUUAAAGGAAGUGAAGCUGAGGUUUCUAGAAGAAACUAGCGAAAACACAGAUUUAUUUGAUGAUUUAUUCUUUGUCAAAUUCUUGAGGGCAAGACAGUUUGAUUUAAAUAAAACCGUAAUAAUGUUAAAUAAGUAUUUUGCAUGGAGAAAACAAGUAAAUUUAACUAAAGUUCUAAAGAUGAACCUGACGAAUAUAAGGGAUACAUUAAAAAUGUAUUAUCCUCACGCAUUUCAUGGAAUAGACAAACUUGGAAGACCAAUUAAUAUCGAAAGAAUGGGACAAUCAGAUAUUACUAAAUUAAUCAACGUCAUCAAUCAUGAACAUUUAACAUUUUAUUAUAUACAAAGAUUCGAAUAUUUGAUACAUAUCGUAUUACCGUCUUGUUCAUUAUUUUGUAACAAGAAUGUGGAACAGAUAUUGACAUUGGUGGAUUUGAAAGGUUUUCAGAUGAAUCAAAUAAACUCAAAGUUCCGUUGUUUCUUAUCAGCAAUGUCAAGUCUUACCCAAAAUUAUUACCCGGAAACUCUGGGAAAGUUAAUAUUUGUUAAUGCCUCACCCGUGUUCACAGCCAUCUGGUCCGUUAUUUCCACACUAGUGGAUAAAAAAACACUCUCAAAAAUUAGCGUUGUCUCUGCUAAAACUGAUUUAAAAUCUAAAAUCUUGGAAAUCGUAGAUGAAGAUCAAUUACCACAAUUCUUAGGUGGUACGAGAAGUGAUGAAAAUUGGUGUACAACACCAUUUGGGCCAUGGAAUGAUGAAUCAAUAUUACAUAAAUUAAAACAAAGAACAUACAUACAAGAAGAUUUAUACAAUUUAGAAUAUCUCUAA